Molecule: messenger RNA, 1456 nt
Organism: Tripterygium wilfordii
Lineage: Eukaryota; Viridiplantae; Streptophyta; Magnoliopsida; Celastrales; Celastraceae
Product: protein LATERAL ORGAN BOUNDARIES-like
Exons: 2
Coding region: 311-862 (183 amino acids)
Source: RefSeq, a predicted model, not a curated record
CCCCUUCUCCAUAUCACCACUAAAAUGCUCUUUGCCUUCUACCCUUUCCUACUAUUCCUCCUGAAUUUGCAAAGUUUUGUUUCUCUCUCUAUCCUAUUAGGGUUUCCUCUUUCAGGGCUCACUCCUUCCUAACAAAUCUGUGAAGAGAAAGCUACUUUUUUUUUUUUUUCUCUUUUCUUGAAAGGAACAAAGAGAAUUGCUAGUUCUUGAACCUUGAAAGAGCUUCUUCAAGGAAAAGGUACUACUUUUCUUUUAAUAAAGUACAUCUGAUCAAAGAGACCAAGAUCAUCAAGAACAGAUAUUCAAAAAAAUGGCAUCAUCAUCAUCAAGCAGCUACAACUCACCAUGUGCAGCCUGCAAGUUCUUGAGGAGGAAAUGUAUGCCAGGUUGCAUAUUUGCACCAUACUUCCCACCAGAGGAGCCUCAAAAAUUUGCAAACGUCCACAAAAUCUUCGGAGCCAGCAAUGUCACCAAACUCCUCAACGAGCUCCUCCCUCACCAGAAAGAGGAUGCAGUCAACUCCCUUGCCUUUGAAGCCGAGGCUCGAAUCCGCGACCCUGUCUAUGGUUGUGUUGGUGCCAUUUCUUUCCUUCAAAGACAAGUCCAACGCCUCCAGAAGGAACUUGAUGCCGCCAACGCGGAUCUCGUCCGCUAUGCUUGCAAUUCAUUGCCACCACCGCAACAAAUAACAACAAAUAAUUCAAUGGUGAGGAGAAGGGUUAGUAAUCCUGAAGCAAGUUUUUAUACUAACAACCCUCCUCCUCCUGCUGCUGGUGGUUUGGCUCUUCCUUAUAAUUAUAGUUUUCCUUGGAAUGAUGGCAAUGCUUCAGGGGAAGGAGGAGGUCAUGAAGGGAAUAUUUGAUGAAACCCAACAUUCGGGUUUCUAUUGGUAUAUGAGGUAUGAUGUGAAUCAUUAAUGGAGUCUAGCUAUACAUAUAUUGUUGUAUAUAUAGCUAGCCUUCACAUGGAGAACUCUUGAGCUACAAAACCUAAUUUAAUUAUUUGUUGGGUAUAAAUAAACGUCAUGCUAGAACACUUAAGCAUGUCAAUUAUAUUAAUGUUUUAGCAUGGGAUUGGGAGUUUAUUAAUCAAUAAGGUUGUGUGUAUUUUGUUGGGUCAUUAGUGCAACUCUAGGCAUGUGCAUGUGAAGUUGCUCUCUCAUGUUAUAUGAUAUUGUGUCUUUCAUUGUUUAUGCUCAAGAAUAUUUGCAAAAAAUUUGUUAAAUUUUAAAGAUGAUUCUCUAUAGCCCAAGUCUAGGGCUUAAUUAGUCCUAUAUUUUAUACUACACAUAUAUAUUCUUACCUUUGUUUCUGCAGCUAGCUUUGUUCUUACUUGGAGGACCACUAUAGCUAGCUAGCUAGGUUUUCUUUGUCAGCAAUUUUAGUUUUAUUAAUUGGAGUUUUAUUGACUGCCAUAGGUUUAUGAAGGACUCAUCACUUAUGUAUAUAGUAGAUGA